AUGCCUAAUGGGAAGGGGUGGGAAGACUGGACGGACGAUGUCUGGACAAUAUUUGAUAUAACAUCGCCCAAGCCCGGGAAUACCGUUUUACCAGUUCCCUCCAAAAUCAGGGCACGACUUCACUCAAUGGGCAUCCAACUUGACGUACAAAAUACGCGGCAAGCUUGCUCGACCUUCAACUUGCUUGUUGAAGAAGGAAGAAAUGUCGCUGCAGCCCUUCUACCGAUUAAAUAG
This is a messenger RNA of Malassezia globosa CBS 7966, 234 nucleotides long. RefSeq lists its product as uncharacterized. The transcript is spliced from 3 exons. Gene Ontology annotation, biological process: mitochondrial respiratory chain complex I assembly. Lineage: Eukaryota; Fungi; Basidiomycota; Malasseziomycetes; Malasseziales; Malasseziaceae. Bases 1 to 234 code for a protein of 77 amino acids. Gene Ontology annotation, cellular component: mitochondrial inner membrane. The record is from RefSeq and is a predicted model, not a curated record.